AUGGAAGACUGUCGCUACUUCCUAAGGGGUAAUUGCCGUUUUGGUAAAGCUUGUCGUUUCAAACAUACCAAAAAAUCAUCUAUUUUUAGUCCGCCAAUUUGGAUACUUAGUUCUUAUACUGAUAACGAUCUUACACUAACUGAAUAUGCUUAUUCCUUUGAAGAAGUAAGAGCUGCUUACUAUUCAGCUAAGCAAACAAGUGAAUCUUCUCUUUAUAACUUCUUUACAACUUGGAAUGAUUUAGUCACUUCAGCCCAUCACUCACUUACUCAAGCCAUUAAUCAACUCACUAAAGACUCUUCUUCCUUUCUUGGUGACUCAGAUCGUACUAUUGACAUACGUAAUCCCCAAUACUACCCCUGUAUAAUCAAUCCACUACCCCUCCCUGAAGUAUUCCACUUAGCCCUCACUCAACCUCUACCUACUCCUACUUCUACUUCUACUCCAUUUACUACUACUACUCCAUCUAGUACUUCAUUUACUCCAUCUAAUACUCCAUUUACUACUACUACCAAUACUACUCAAUCUAAUACUACUCCAUUUAUUAACACUACUACUACUACUAACUAUCCUAACACUAACACUACUACUACUAACACUACUCCACUUAACUCCACUCAACCUAACUCCACUCCACUUAACUCCACCCUACCUACUCAAUCUAACUCCACCCAACCUCUACCUACUCAACCCACCCUAACUCAAUUUAACUUAUCUACAACAUUACCUAAAAAGGAAAUUCAAAACAAUCCUAAAAAGGAAAUUCAAAACCCAAAUCAACCUAUCAUCUACGAAUUAGGAAAUAUUCCGUUACGACCCCCCGGAUACUAA
Messenger RNA from Nematocida homosporus, 831 nucleotides. RefSeq lists its product as uncharacterized. NCBI's taxonomy places the organism in Eukaryota, Fungi, Microsporidia. Bases 1 to 831 code for a protein of 276 amino acids. The record is from RefSeq and is a predicted model, not a curated record. Gene Ontology annotation, molecular function: metal ion binding. The transcript has a single exon.